Messenger RNA from Botrytis fragariae, 1308 nucleotides. RefSeq lists its product as uncharacterized. The record is from RefSeq and is a predicted model, not a curated record. Bases 1 to 1308 code for a protein of 435 amino acids. NCBI's taxonomy places the organism in Eukaryota, Fungi, Ascomycota, Leotiomycetes, Helotiales, Sclerotiniaceae. The transcript has a single exon.
AUGUGCUGGCCCGCCCUUUACUCCAUUCGCAAAAAGAAAACCAAAGGCAAAAUGUUUGACGGAGCCAAGUCUCCCAAAGAUAAAUACCAAUCCGAACGCACUAUUCGUGUCGACGCCAUGCCUCCUCCUUAUCGAUCUACAUAUGUGGUCGAACCAACUCUCGUACCUGUUAAUUCUUACCACGAAAGUAUGUACUAUACUCAAGUACGAGAACAAGAACGGGAGAGAGAACGCGAGAGAAUACUAGACUUUGAGCGGGAGAGAGAAAGAGAAAGAGAAAGAGAAAGAGGACGAAGACCAAGUUGUUCAGAUCUCUUCCAUAAUAUCGACGUAAUACAACGUCUAGGCGAAAGAUUAAAGGGGUUGAAUACAACGUUUUCGCCUCCGCCGCCAUCAGUCUCCCAUUCCAACUCGAGCGCAGUCAGUCACACUUCUUCAGUUGCUUGUAAUAGCAACGCACAUGCUCGAGCCCAAACUCAAACUCAAACAAACGAGAAUUUCGAGAACACGGCGAUAUUGGCAGCGAGAAUUAAAGAGCUAGAAAGGGAGAAAGAGUUAGCGAGGGAAAAGGCAAUCGAAAAGCUGAGCGGUGGGUUGAACGGUGUUAGGGGUGAUAUCAAGGGGCUGCAGAUGAAAUCUGAGAGGGAAGAAGGGAGAAGAGAAGGUAGAAUAGAGGGGAUGGGUAUCAAGAUUUUGGGUACUGGAAAUAUACCUCCAUUUGGCGAAACCUGGGUUAACACGAAUGGAGAAAUGAAUCCUUUCUUGCCACCUCGCGGCCAAGAUCGAGAAGUCGAGACAUUGAGACGAAGGAAUGAGACGGAGCAACAGAAUACAUGGGGUAGAGCGGAUGAAGAAGCUAUUUUUCGCAGGAUAGAUGGUAAGUUUGCGGAGGGGAGGAUUGAUCGGCUGGCAGAUGCGGAGAGAGAGUUUGGAGAGCGACAACGGGAGAUGGUUGCGGUGAUGGGGAGAGGAAGGGAUAAUGAGAGUGCGGUUAGGAUGAAUAGGUUUGAGGAUAGAGUUGAGGGGCGCGUGGGAAGAGUUGAGGAUCGGGUUGAGAGGAUUAUGGAGAGGGAGAUAGGGAAGGGAAGAAUGUAUGGUGAGGGUGUAGGAGUUAGGGAUAGAGAGAGGGAAAGAAGAGAUAGAAGUGAGGUUGGAAGAGAAAGAUAUGUGAGACCUAGAAUUAUGAGAGAGAGGGAGAGGGAGAGAGACUGGGAGUAUGAAUAUGAGAACAGAGUUGGAUCCGGGGGCUUAGAUAUCGGGGGUAUGGUUAGAUGGGUUGACUGGAUGCUAUUUGUAGAGUUACUUUGA